Molecule: messenger RNA, 2965 nt
Organism: Aspergillus pseudotamarii
Lineage: Eukaryota; Fungi; Ascomycota; Eurotiomycetes; Eurotiales; Aspergillaceae
Product: homeobox domain-containing protein
Exons: 2
Coding region: 637-2454 (605 amino acids)
Biological process (GO): cell differentiation; regulation of transcription by RNA polymerase II
Molecular function (GO): RNA polymerase II cis-regulatory region sequence-specific DNA binding; DNA-binding transcription factor activity, RNA polymerase II-specific
Source: RefSeq, a predicted model, not a curated record
CUCCCUCUCUCUCUCUCUCCCCUUCUCUUCUUCUUCUCCUCUUCCCUCUUUUCUUUCCCAUCGACCAUCUUUCUAUCGUUCAUUUCCCUUUCCUUUUCACUCUUUUGUAUUUCUUCACUUCUUACAUUCUUUACUUUCAUCCCCCAUUCGCUCGCUACAGUCGAUCGUUCCACUCUUUUAACGUUCGACUUCACUCUCCCGAGCCCUUCGCUUGCUUCCCUCUGGACGGUGAAAUAGCCCCCCCGAUUUGUCAUCGUGACAUCGAUCCUCGAUUCAUGCGAUUUGAUUAACCGCCACGCUUGCGAAGACCCUAUAUACAUUCUACCGUAUAAGCUGCCUAGGCCAGCUUUUUAUCUUUUCCCCCCGAUUCGAUUACGUUGACGCUUCUGCGACGCGCUCAUAUUCAUUCGUGCUCGAGGCCUGGAACCAUAACCGUUUCCAGCCCUAGCACAUCCAUUCGUUUGAAACAUAUCUCUCUCUCGCGCUUGACGCAGCUUGAGAGACUUGGACAUCCCCUUCGACUGUCGGCCGGAUCGUCGUCCUCUCUUUUCUUUCGUUCUCACUCCCAUCUCUCAAUUGGUCGAUUCUCUUUUCUGAACCCAGUUCUACCUUAUCUUCGGUCAAUCUCUGCAAACAAUGUCUUCGACAGACUCCCCUGACCCGUCGACUAUGUCGACUACCCCCACCACCACAGCACCGACCACCUCUUCAUCUGCCGCUUCCACGCCAUCUCCAUCUGCAUCCAGUGCCACCACGGCGCCUUCUUCCGCGGCCCGUCGGCCUCAGCGCAAGAGUACUCUGACCCAACAACAGAAGAAUAACAAGCGUCAACGGGCGACUCAGGAUCAGCUGGUUACCCUGGAGUUGGAAUUUAACAAGAACCCCACCCCUACGGCUGCUACGCGCGAAAGAAUCGCCCAGGAGAUUAACAUGACUGAACGGUCUGUUCAGAUUUGGUUCCAGAACAGGCGCGCAAAGAUCAAGAUGCUCGCGAAGAAGAGCAUUGAAACCGGUGAGGGCUGCGAUUCAAUCCCAGAGUCUAUGCGCCAGUAUCUGGCUAUGCAAUUCGACCCCAGCAAGCCCGGCGCAAGAGAUCCAUUUGGCCGCACAGGAGGGUAUGGAACCAGUGGCGCUUACCCGAGCGAGGCCACUCCCUCUGGAAAAGUUGUGAUCCAUCACUUCACUUGUCGAUCGUUGACCAUCGGUAGCUGGCGGCGCAUUGGGCAGAAUGCGAUGGACUUGGUCGUCUUCUACUCCCCCGAAAAAGCCUGUAUGACUUACUACAUCAACAAUGACUCUGCAGGAUACAAGAUCGAAUACCCUUUCUCUUAUAUCAAGAAUAUCACUUUGGAGUCUGGCGACCAAGGACCACAGCCAAAUGGCGCUCCCCCGAGGCCCGGUGGUCUAGUGGUGGAAUUGAACCGGCCCCCUCUUUUUUACAUGGAUUCCUCCAAUUCCGGUGGAUUUUAUCAGUGCGGCGACUUUACCGAAGACCAGCAAGCUAGUCAGAUUUUGGUGCACCAUCUUGGAGGUCAUCCGAAGGUUCUGAGUGUGCAGCUCGCCAAGCUGGUGUCCUUGGAGUCAUUCCAGAAUCGCUUGGCAUACAACAACUUCGCCGUAAACGCGCCCAUGUCUCCUCCAUUCAUCCAACGCCCUGCUUCGCAGCCUAACCAAUUCGCACCUGCAUUCAUGAACAUGAUCCCGGAAGCUCAGACUCACUUGAACCUUCAGGUUCCUCGUGGACACAGGCGUCAACGAAGUCGCUCUGUCCCCGUGGCCGUCGACUUCUCUGCUUUGCAAACGCCUCUUGCCAACUACAAUAUGCCACAGACUCCAGUGCAUUUCAACCAUGCAGACUCGAACAUUUUUGCGCCAGUUCCUCAGUCGGCGCAUCCUUUGGCUGCCAACCUGCGGAUUGAUACCUCGGCCGCUUACGGCUUCGAUCCCCGCACUCACCCCAUGUCUGCGACGACGGCGACAGCCUCGCCGUCCGACUUUGCUAGUCCUGGGCUCUUCUCUAACGGAGGACCUGGCGAUUCGACCCCUGUCGCAACGACCAUGGGAACCCCCUUUAACCUGCCGUUCGUCUCCCCUCAAGUUGACUCUUCCAACUUGGGAGCUCAGUCGGCAUCCCCAUAUUCGACGGUUAGCCACGCUGAUCCUAUGAUUGCGGAUCAUUCGCCUCCGCUUUCGAACAUGCACGCGUCACAGGAGAUGUAUGGCAUGAGCAAUGAGCAUCAGCCGAGCUUUGUGGAAGAGGGAAUGCAGAUGAAUGGGAUGUUUCCCAAGCAGAACGUGAACUUCACUGUUCCAACUUCUAUGGGCUUCGAAGGAAACACUUUUGAUCUGCCCUUGCAGACCUUGUCCGCUCACACUUCUCCAGGUGUUCAAGGCGACUACCAAAUGUCAUCUAUGGAAAACGCCGAUCCGAGUGCAUUCGCCACUGGAUCUUGAGUCUUACCUGUGCCAUGCCGUUCAAUUUGAACAGCUCCUGGUCUUCGCUUCUUUCUUAUGCCAUUUCCAAGUUUCACUUGGCAGGAUGGCAAUUCUUUUCUUUGAUAGGCUUGGUUUCCUUGCGCAAGCCUUCAAAUCACUUUCCAAACGAUUGGUAUGAUGUUGUAUCCACUGGAGAUACCCAACCUUGACCAGUUAUUUUCACGUCCCUCGUUGGAGGGCUUGGAGGGACUGAUGCUUUUCAGUCCCACCAAUAUACAUUAACGAGGAUAUAUCUUCUUUCUCUUCUUUUCUGAUAUGCUCUCAGCGUUAUGCUCUUCUCCUGCGCUUUUUUUUUCUUCAAAUUUUUGUUGUAUUAAUACCCUUCUCCAGGGGCUGGUCCUUGCCACUUUAUCAGACAAUUUUGCCCCAGCAAUUACUGGGCAAAAGUUUUUUUUCCUUUUCCUUUCUUGCAACUUCUUUGUGAACUUCUUCAUCUUACCCUGGACCCUUUUUUUUUUUUUUUUUUUUU